Otolemur garnettii (small-eared galago) is the source of this 2353-nucleotide messenger RNA. It is a transcript of the gene TTC23, whose product is annotated as tetratricopeptide repeat domain 23. The record is from RefSeq and is a predicted model, not a curated record. NCBI's taxonomy places the organism in Eukaryota, Metazoa, Chordata, Mammalia, Primates, Galagidae. The transcript has 13 exons. The coding region runs from base 538 to 1878 and encodes 446 amino acids. Gene Ontology annotation, molecular function: protein binding.
UUCCGUUCUUAUCAAUCCGUCCAAAGAAUCACGGAACUGAUACAACGGGAGCGAAAAUGGCAAAUCGGGCUGCCAAAACAAUUGUGUGAUUCUCUUGAAAAAGAAAUGGAGAGCAUCUCAAGCCGACUGGAUAAACUGACAAAGGAUUUUACGACGUAGUUGGAGACUUGAAAGUUAAAGGAACUUCUCCGAAUUUUUCGCUAGUUUUAAAGGAGACAGUGUCAGGAAAAACAGAAAAUACAGGCAGAGUCUAAGAGUGGCAGGACGAAGAGUUUUCAGAAGGCGUUUUUCUCUUUAGUGUGAGGAUGGAAAGCAUCAUCCCCAGAUUAUCAGUGGAUUUUUAAAAGAAUGGAAGACUGAGACCCACCUUCAGAACUUUUCUUCCUCACUCUUGAUCUGGGGCUGAUCAUGUGCUUCAGCAUUCUAUUGGGCAGGUCUGGCAGAAGGAACAGGCAUCAAUUGAUUGGGCCACAUCACCUGUUGAAAUGGUCAUCUCAUUAGCCAACGGAUUGAGUAGAAGACAAUGUAUAUAAAAAUAUGCAAGAAUCACAGGAAACCCACAUAUCCAACCACCUAGAUGAAAUUGUUGCUGCUGUCAGCAUCACUCCAAGACAGAAGAUCCAUAACAAGUUGCCUCAGACAGCGCUGUUCCAGCUUCCCCGAGAGAAACUCCACCUCUGUGAAGAGAAAGCAAAAUCCUACACCAGCAGUCACAAUCAUAAACAGGCUAUCCAUGAGCUUGUGCGUUGUGUAGCACUGACAAGAAUUUGCUAUGGUGACUCACAUUGGAAACUAGCAGAGGCCCAUGUUAAUCUGGCUCAAGGCUACCUCCAGCUGAAAGGACUGUCACUGCAAGCAAAACACCAUGCAGAAAAAGCCAAAGAAAUCCUCAUCGCAUCCAUUGUGCCUCCCUAUAACGACGAUACAGAUGUUUUCAGGUGCUCUGUUGAGCUUUUCCAUACCAUGGGGAGAGCCUUCCUCGCUCUCCAAAAAUUCAAAGAAGCUUCAGAAAACUUGGGGAAAGCAGAGAGACUUUCAAAGGAGCUACUACAAUGUGAAAGAAUUAUAAAGGAAGAAUGGAUAGAAAUUCAAGCCCGGGUCAAAUUGUCAUUUGGACAGGUGUAUCAAGGUCAAAAGAAAUCAAAAGAAGCUUUGCCCCACUAUCAAAAAGCUUUGGAAUAUCUUGAGAUUGGUAAAGGUGAAAAAAGUCUUGAGUGUGUGCCAGUAUUGAGGGAAUUAGCAGGUGUAGAGCAAGUCCUGGGAUUCCACGAUGCAGCCAUCAACCAUUUCCUACAGGCACAUCUCAUCAUCCAGAGCAGAAACCCCUCUCAAGAGGAAGCAGCGGACUCUGCAUACUUUGUCGCCCAUGCUGCCCUCGCUUCUGGGUGGUCCAAGCACCACGAUGUGGCUGAGCAGUACUUUCAAGAGAGCAUGGCUCAUCUUAAGGAUUCUGAAGGGCCAGGGAGAGCCAAAUUUUUUUCAAUUCAAGAUGAAUUUUGCCAGUUUCUACAAAUGACUGGACAAAAAGAGAGAGCAACCACAAUCCUGAAAGAGUCCCUGGAAGCCAAAGUGAGAGCAUUUGGCGAUUUCAGUCCCGAGGUGGCAGAGACAUACCAGUUCCUGAGUGGGGCAGACGUGGCACAGGGGAACUACAGCGGGGCCCACAGGAAACUGAGGAAGUGUCUUCAGAUUCAGACCCUCUUAUACGGAGCAAAGGACAAGAGGACUUUGGCCACCAAGCAGACUGUGGACAUCCUGUCCAAGGCCCCUGAAGUCGCCAUGAAGCCAAGGCAGGCUGCAAAAGCCAAAGUGGCCUUCUGUACCGGGGCCCCUCAGCACACCAUGCUGGGGAAGGCCAGGCCCAACGCAGCAGACUGAGAUCUCACCCCUACCCCCAAAGAAAGCUGUGGGCAGGACAGGGCACUGUCAUUUAGGGUGUUAUACAAAUUUCUCUCCAAGAUGGAAUUCAACAGUCAGGGUACAGAUUUUCACAGCCAACUGUUUGCUGCAACAUGCACAGUGACACCAUGAAGCCCUCAUGGCCACAGGGGGGACAGUAGUUGCCCUUCAGGUGAUCUGGUACUUCUAUAAAACAUUUCUAUUUUUAUCACCUAAGAGGUUCUUCUUGUCAACAGGAAUUUUUACUCAUCAGAGAUCUACUGUGGCUAAAAGUCUUAUCUUCAAAUGUUGUACAGGAAAGUAUAUUUGGCAUUCACUUGUACACAGAGUCCCUUGCAUAGGUCUGGGGUCAGAUUUGGAACAGUGUAACUCUGGAAAAAAUCCUUUCUUAUAGGAAGCUAAUAAGGAUUGAACAUAGAAUGAGAAUGAAAUGCCAAUAAAGGGAAACUUGAAA